GCCAUUCCAUUUCACAUCGCAGAUCCGGGUCCUACAUCAUUAUAUGUUACGAUCCAACGGUCACUAUCGCAAAUUCAAUACGAAAACACGCAAAGCACAGUAAGCCCACAAAAGACGCACUACUCGUCUCCCGGACGGGACACAUAUUCAGUUUCCAAUCGCUCGACCCAACCCCAAUACGGCAGAAGACAAGACCUCCGCACGAGAUCUAUUCUGAUGACAAAUCAAGCAUUCAUCAGUGAAAUACGUGGUUAUGAAUAGAUCCACUAACGACCUUGAUAGGUUGGCCAAUCAAGGGAACGUUCCACUAGUUUGUAGCCCGAAAAUGCAAAUACAAACGAUAGAUGAGAAAAGAACAAUUCUCUUAACGUAAAGGUACUCACAGAUCCAGAUGUAUGACAUAGCCGCCGACGUGGGUCAGUACGCAGAUUUCGUUCCGUGGGUCACGGAGUCCAAAGUUCUUCGAAAAACUAAUUCAGGUGCAAUGGUUGUCCGCUUAAGUGUGGGUUUUCCUCCGUUACACGAGUCAUAUACCUCCACUGUCACACUAGAGAAACCUGGAUCAGUCAUAUCGAUUGCUCACACCACGAAUAUUUUCGAAUACCUGAUCAAUGAGUGGCACUUUUGGCCUGGUUUGGUCAACAAUCCAAACACAUGUACAGUGGAAUUUUUCGUUAAAUUCGAAUUCAAGUCACCUAUUUACGCGAAGGUAACUGGACUCUUUUUCGACCAACUGGUGACCACGAUGGUGAAUUCAUUCCUUGAUCGUGCCAAGGUUUUACACGGACCUUCCUCCAUUGCGCCACAGAAACCAGAAGUACUACUCUACAAAAAGUAGUCCCACAGAAACGGCCUGUCGCAACAGAACCACAUGGAGGCAGUGAGCUCUUUUCACACAACGACUCCACUCCGAUGCAUCCAGUCGCAUCAAUUGCUACUUUUUAACUAUUCGGCGGGUUCGGCAGCCUCUUCUAUCAGAUCCUAUUUCUCACUACUAUGUUGCCCUGUCAUUAUCAUUUUUCUCUUCCAAAAGAUAGAUUGUUUUAACCGA
Molecule: messenger RNA, 1051 nt
Organism: Dicrocoelium dendriticum
Lineage: Eukaryota; Metazoa; Platyhelminthes; Trematoda; Plagiorchiida; Dicrocoeliidae
Source: the annotation of a GenBank genome assembly